GAUGCUUCGCUGGGUCUUGUUUGCUUUGUUCUUUGGUGUCUGUGCCAGUGCCGGAGAACAGAAAAAGAAAGCGAAGCCUCAGUCCUGGUCAAGAGGAUGGGGGGAUAGUAUUAGCUGGGUCCAAAGCUAUGAAGAAGGCCUGUCAAAUAUGGUCAAAAGUCAGAAGCCUCUGAUGGUCAUCCAUCAUCAAAUCGACUGCCCAUUCAGUCAAGAGCUGAAGAAGGCAUUUUUUGCUGCAAAGUCGAUCCAGAAAAUGGCCAAAGAGGAUUUCAUCAUGCUCAACUUGGUGGAAGAGACCGCAGACAAGAAUCUGGCCCCUGAUGGCUACUAUGUUCCCAGAAUCCUCUUUGUUGAUCCGUCUAUGGCUGUGCGCGCAGACAUUGCAGGAAAGUACGAAAACCGCCACUACGUCUACGAGCCUAGUGACAUGGCACUAUUGGCCAAAAACAUGAAGAAAGCCAAAGUCCUGUUGCACUCUGAACUCUAACAUGGCUGACAUCUGACUUCUCUCCAUCCUGCAGUCAUGCUGGGUUAUCCUGCUUAGUGG
Messenger RNA from Morone saxatilis (striped sea-bass), 547 nucleotides. It is a transcript of the gene agr1, whose product is annotated as anterior gradient 1. The transcript is spliced from 7 exons. The record is from RefSeq and is a predicted model, not a curated record. Bases 2 to 487 code for a protein of 161 amino acids. Lineage: Eukaryota; Metazoa; Chordata; Actinopteri; Moronidae. Gene Ontology annotation, cellular component: endoplasmic reticulum.